AUGAUUAAAACAAGAACGAAACCUGUUUGUAAAACUCACUUUAAUUUAUCAUCUAAACAAAUAAGCAGAUAUCGAAAGUAUAUACUGAAUCUAGUUAAUCGAAAGUGGAUGAGGUAAGCAGAUGAUGUUUCAACGGAUAAAUGUAAGAUCAGAUUUACUGAGAAUAAAGUGCAUCAUUUUGUUCCAUCUGAGACGAUGAUAAAGAAGGUGAUCAGAUUUAAUGGUUAUCCAAAGAAAGGAAUUUUGAAAACCAAAUGA
Messenger RNA from Paramecium tetraurelia, 258 nucleotides. RefSeq lists its product as uncharacterized. The transcript has a single exon. Lineage: Eukaryota; Ciliophora; Oligohymenophorea; Peniculida; Parameciidae. The record is from RefSeq and is a predicted model, not a curated record.